AUGUCAGCUGCUAAUCCACCACGAGAAGAAGGCUCACGGUUCAGACUACGCCAGCGGCUGAAUGGACUCAUUCAGAGGCGAGGUCAUAAUUCUCCAACUGGCCGUGUUGCUGUCGUAGAGAGUCCAGGCGGAACUACCACCCAAGCCCUCCCAACAGAGAAUACGGCGGGAGUCACUCUGAGGAGCGAGACAGUCAUCCCCCUUGACCAACCCAGCAGGUCUCUUGAAACCGCUACGGUCAUUAUAGACUGUUUGCCAUCCAAUGAUGCCUCUCCCCCCGCCGCUGUCUCUGGCACAGCAGCCAACGGACGCUUGACCACCUCUCCUCCAACUUCUACUCAUGAGGCGGCACCAGCUCCUGAAACUGACAUAGACACAGACACUGACGUGGCCGCGGUUGCGCCUGCGGAUCAUUGGAGUAAGGCCUACCGAGAAGCAGUAGAGAGCAUGGGCGAAGAAGUGGAUGUUACUAUCCUCAAGGGGGAGAGCAUCGCCCAGCUAUUCAAAGAGCUCGAGACAGUUGAUAAGGACGCAACAGACGAGUCCACUUUCCUGCGAGGAGUCCGAUACCUCAACUCAAUACAGGCCCCGCUGGACCGAAUCAAGAUGGUUUUGGACAUAUCGGCGCCUCUCACAGCGCUUGAGCCCACAACCUCUGCCGUAUUUGGGGUUAUGAGAGGUGUUACAGCGGCACUCGUGUCGGUCUAUCGGAAACUCAUCGAGUUCUAUGCAGCUGCUUAUCAGUUUCUGUCCAAGAGAAGGGCUAAGUUGGUAUUGGCCGUUGUAUCAGACACUGGUACUCUACCGACUCUGGUCCAGGACAUUUCGAAAGAAGUCGAAAACCUCCGCAAGGUUGUUGAGAAAGCCACUCUCGAUAUCGCCCAGGACAUCAAGACUAUGAUGUGUGAUGAGAAAGUCUCACAAUGGCUGGGCCGUGACAAGCAGAGUCAGCAGAGCCGCCAUCAUGGCGAUUUCAAUCACCUUCGAGAUGACGCAGCUUGCAACUUCGUGCUAGAACAGCCCGAGUUCAAAACUUGGUACCGAGCACCCGACUAUCAACAGCUGGUUAUUAUUGGAGAUAUGGGAAGUGGCAAGAGUGUGAUAAUGAGCUUUCUUAUUCAGGAGCUACGUCGGAGAGCCGAGCACCAGCUCGAAAAGCCCAUGGUUCUAUACCACUAUUGCCAGAAUGAUGAAACCGGGCAUGCGUUGUGUAUCUUCUCUUCCUUGAUUCUGUCACUUCUUCAACAGCGUGUUGGGCUGAAGAAAGCCUUCUUCGACUGGUAUAAGCAAGAUCUGCUCAGCGGAAAUUUCGAACCCGCGACAAAUGCCCACAUGUUGAUUGAAAUUUUCGAACAAACUGUCCUAAGGCUCAAUCGACCUCUUUUCCUGAUAGUUGACGGUCUAGACGAGUGCGACGCAGGCUCCCUCCACAUGCUUCUUCAGUCACUGCGCAGCUUGUCUCAGAAGAUCUCGGGGCUAAAAGUUGUGCUGUCUUCUCGACCCUGGGGGGGAAUACUGGAUCAACUAGAGGGAUCUCUGAGGGUCGAUAUUUGUGCUGAUCCAGGCAGAGAUAAAGUCAUCGCUGAAAAGACCGUCAAAACAAGAUUAGGAUACCUUGACGCACGUCUCCAAGAGCUCAUUAUCGAGAGGCUGUCUAGUCUUGCAAGAGGAAGUGCCAUAUGGACCAAGAUGACUGUCGAAGCCAUUGCUGCGAAGAAGAUCAUGGCACGUGGCCGCAUGAACAAGUUUCUGGAAGAGAUGCCACAACCACGGGACCUGUCAAAACUGUACACCGAUCUGUUCAUCCGAUGCGCGGGCAAGGAGCCAGAGGCCCAGGAUAUGGCAGCUACAGCCUUGGAAGUUCUGGGUGCGGCCAGAAGACGGUUGAGCAUCCUAGAACUUGCUUGGGCUGUCGCAACGGGGACAGUUGAUGGAGAUAUUACCACUGUCGCAGGGGUUGCUGAACUGGUCGACUAUCAAGGCGUUAUGGCCCUCAUCCAACCAUUUGUUGCUGGCGUCGAUUUCGAUGAUGUCAAGAGACGGCAGGUUAUUGUUGCUCACCAAUCGGUCAAAGAAUUUAUAUUGAGCGACCUCGGUGCAACCCGGCCUGGACAUAACAAUUUGGAAAACCCUACAAGGUUGGAGAAUGUCAUCUUGAACAUAUGUAUUCGAUACCUGCUUCUCGACGAGAUCGACGAGGCUUCCAUUCUUUCCGAUGAGCAGACGGCUAUGGAGGAACUACCACAAGACGCGGAUAUCUUUAGUGAUGUCGCUGCAUCCCCCAGCUUCACUAUGGAUUGCUCGUGGGAGAACUGGGAGGAUGGCAUGAUUCGCUACGACCCAGCUGACCGAGGAUUCGGCGAGUUCUUCGUCUAUGCCUCUUGCAACUGGAUACAUCAUUUCGCCUUUGUUACCAAAGAGCCCCUCCCUGAUCUUAGUAGCAUUGAAAGGCUGUGCCAGCCCAACUCGACUCGAUUACUGAAUUGGACCAGCCAAAAUAGUCGGCCGGACUGCGUAGUCCAGGCAAGAUUUGAGUUUGACGGCAGCUUGUACGACCCCUUGAGCAUCACGUCGCUCUACGGAUCGGAAGUGGUGCUGCUCAAGAUGCUUGAAACAUCUGACUUGGAGUCUCCCAAAUUCUUACCCAACACAGCUAUGAUCGCUGUUGAGCAGGUCCUACAAUGGGCCGACUUACGCAGACUUGGAAUGCUGUUUCAUGGACGCGGAACUGGUUGCCAUCUUCAGAAUAUUGGCUUCUUUCGUCGUAUCAUCGAAUGGUGGCGCUCUCCAAGCAUAAAUAACAGCCAGGACUGGGAUGCUGCAUUUGACGUUAUCAACGAUAUCUCUGACAUCUUAAUCCGGGAAAGAUGGGGUAACGAGCUCCUAUGCCUGGCCGCCAGUCACGGCUGUAUGCCCAUCAUUAAACGCUUGAUGAAUAACGCACAGCAGAAUGUUGACCUCAAAGAGGAACUGCUACGUGCGCCUCAGCGCCAACCUCGAAGCUUGGCUCAUCCAGGUCACCAGUCCGUUGGAGAGGCCGCAUUGGCUGGCCAUGUUGAUGUUGUCAGGUUCUUGUUAGAGCAAGAUGGUAUUCAAGGGCAUCUUCGUCACCGCAACUCAAAAGGUGAAAACGUCCUACACUUGGCAUCUGAGCAGUGUAAGCCUGCUAUUUUUCGAGUUCUGGCACCUCGCUUUUGUGAAGGCUUAUCACAGAGAGAUUGCCAGGGCAGAACUGCGUUGAUGCGAGUGGUUGAGAGCUCAUCCACUUUACAAAAUCACAUCGAGUCUGCUCAAGUACUCCUGUCACUGAGCGCAGUCGACCAGAGAAUGUUGUCGAAGGAUCAACAAGACCUGUUGCACAUGGCGGAGCAAAUGCAUGACCAGGCGAUACACAAUCUAUUAUCCAAAUUCUGUGAGCCUCACCAAAUUGGCACUGCUUAA
Molecule: messenger RNA, 3441 nt
Organism: Fusarium musae
Lineage: Eukaryota; Fungi; Ascomycota; Sordariomycetes; Hypocreales; Nectriaceae
Exons: 4
Coding region: 1-3441 (1146 amino acids)
Molecular function (GO): protein binding
Source: RefSeq, a predicted model, not a curated record